UUAGACACAUUGAACAGACUUGCGCACCAUACAGGACACGAUGUGGCUUGCUGUGAUUUACAUAUGGGGAAGCCUGUUAGCAUUUUCUGUGUGUCACAUAUGCCAAGAGACCUCAGAGGACAUUGCUUCAUGGGUAACGCUGAAGCCCCUGGGGCACUGCGGGGACGAGGAGAACUUGUGCCCUUAUCAACUCACCAUCCCUCCUCUCUCCAUUCAGCUUCCCAAGCCUUUUAGGGAGCUGGAGAAAAUGGCCAAAGAGCUGCAGGACCUAAAGGAAGUUGUUAACCAGCUAAGGAGGGACUGCCAAGAAUGUAAAGACAGACAUAGUAUCCAGAGAAGUGGACAGAAAGAAUACGGCGAGGAAAAGGAAAGAAGACCUCAAAUUCCAAGGCAUAACAUCAGCAUCAAGGAGACACAAAGUCAUAGAAGUCAUAGUGGAGAACAAGUGGUCCAGAUCUUAACUUCAACCUUACUGCAAGGAGAUACAUCAGAAAGUGAGGGAACCAUCAAGGAUGGCGUGAAGAGGCUUGAUCAUUCCAUUUUGGAAAGUCAGGAAUGGAACAUUGCCCCAAGGAUUUUUCCAAACCAAGGCACCACAGAUCAGAGGUCUGAGAUGAGCAGAGAAGUAAAAAUAUUUAACCCCUCACUUGACGAGACACCUGAGGACAUAUCCAAGGUCAAACCGGUGCUCUCGCCUAUACCUGAGGAGUCAGAGAGAGAACUGAAGUCUAAGCAAAGUGAAUUAAUAGCCCCGUCCCUUCCUAGAAAAAAGGAUGCCGUACAAUCCUCAACCCAUGGGAAACAGCAGCCAAACAUUCUCAGAGAUGGACAUGUAAAGAACAUCAGUGGCAUCCUGACGGCAAGAAGAAGAGUGCAGGAGGUGCCUGAUUCGAAUGGAUUAAGCAGCAUUUCAAGGGAUGCUAACACUAAGAUAAUGGAUUUAAGCACAUCAGCUGGGAACAGAAGGAUUGUAAAAUUUCCUGGAGUAGGUGGAUCACUGAGGCCAAAGGGAUCCUACAUAAACAGUAGAGUUGUCAAGGUUACCAAUGAAGACAGACUGAAGAACCCUGCUUUGGUGAGGAUCCACAAUCUACAAUCCGGAGACAUGACGAUCAAGCCUGAGCCAGAAGAGGCUGGACUUUCUCCAGUGAGAAGUGGCAUUAUGCGGGUCAAGGAAACAAGUCCUCGUACAGCAAACACAAAACCUGGUGCAAUUACUGGGCUAACCCUAUCAACAGAUGACCAAAACAAUCAAGACAUCAGUAGGGUUUCUGGUCCCAGAACAGAUGAUGGACAUGUCCUGAACGUUGCAAGCCAAGUAGCUAAAAUUAUGGAGGACAAUUCAAGAAAAGUAAACAAGACUGUGAUUACAAGACUCCCAACAAAUCUGAGGAAAGAAAACCAGGGUGAUCUGAGUCACAUAGCCACAAAUAAGUCAAUCUCUAGUGUUAUGAACCAAGCUGAACAGCCAAAGAUGAUUAAAGAGGAAAAAAAGCACAUGGGACUGAGUGAAAGUCUGGUAGUUAUUAGUAGUGAGGAAGAGACUAGCUCCAAUUUGAAUAGAGAGGACUUGACUUUCCUAGGAAGACCGGUGGAAAAUGAAAAAUAUCUAAAUCCAAUUACAGAAACUAAUAACAGACAAACUGAUUUCAAAAUUUUGGAUAAGGCUGACAACACUUUCAAUGAAAGGCGAGUUUUGGUGGGAAAGACCAAUCCACAAUCUGGGGACAUGACGGUCAAGCCUGAGCCAGAAGAGACUGGAUUUUCCCCAGCAAGGAGUGGCGUUAUGCGGGUCAAGGAAACAAGUCCUCGUAUAGCAAACACAAAGCCUGGGGCAAUCAGCGGACCGACCCUGUCAACAGAUGACCAAAACAAACAAGACAUCAGUAGGGAUUCUGGUCCCAGAACAGAUGAUGGACAUGGCUUGAAAUAUGCAAGCCAAGCAACUAAUGUUAGGGAGGACAAUUUGAGAAAAGUAAACAAGACUGGGAUUACAAGACUUCCAACAAAUCUGAGGAAAGAAAACCAAGGUGAUGUGAGUCACACAGCCACAAAUAAGUCAAUCUCUAUAGUAGGCCAGGGGACAAGGAGAAUUUCAGUAACUCCGCUCAAAGUUCCAGCUGGAGAGGGACCGUUCCAGAACAGCAGGAAAAACAUCAGCAAGAUACGUAGAGUAAGCCAAGACAACAAAAGGUAUGUGAUGCCAAACCCAUUAAGACACCCCGAUAGACAUCCAACAACUGUGAUUUCACAGAGAGUCAACAAACUAAGACAACCUAAUGUGAUGGACAACAUGUCAGCAAACAAAAGUGUUGGGGUACAUUCAAAACUGUCAAUUUCAGUCAGAAAUACCAAUAUUGCCAGGAAAAAUGGCUCUGGAAUUAUAAGACCAAGCUAUAUAAGAAGGUCAAACUUUCAAACUGAGCCAAACACAACCAGAGACUUCAAGACAAAGGUAAGCACAGGGACUCAAUUCUCCAGUCCCACUGGUGCAACAGAACAAGAACAAACAGAAGAAAUCAAACCCAUUCCGCUGGUAAUGAGGUCAAAUGUAUUGGACAAUAAAUGGUUAAAAAACAACAGUACAGAGUUACAAUCACAACCAGAGUCUCAGAAUUCAAGUAAUGUACAAUAUUUGGAUAAGGUUCAACAAAGUAAGAACCAACUUAGAGACAACAGUGAGACUGGGAGUACAGAGGAUCCUAACAAUCUGCAAAGCGGAGCCUGGAAUUCACCUACUGGUGGGAAAGAAAACAAGAUUUUUAAUUUGGGAACUGAUGAUACCAGCAAUCAACAACCAUUUGAGGUGGAUAAGAUCAGCAGUGGAAAGAAAGGACCAACUGCACCAACCUUAAAGAAAGAGUCAUCUAAGGAACCAGGAACAAAUCUAUUUACCACCUCGACAGUCUCUUUUAUGGACACAAACCAUAAAGACAGCUCAAAAAAUAUUCAUAAAGUGACAAAUACACAUGUUGAAAUGGCUAAAAACGAUAGUUGGGAAACACCCAUAAGCUUUGAAAGUAUUGGAGCAACAAGAGAACUGGAACUUAUUACAUUUAAUAAAGACAGAGUGGAAGAAAACUCUGGGGAGAUAUUAUCUAACCCAAACAGUGCGGACACUGCCCAAGGGUACAGUGGAGAGAGGUACACAGAUCCAGUUGUUUUGGAAACGCUUACAAAUGUUGAAGAAAUUAAAGGCUCAAAGCUUUUCUCACUCAGCCCCGAGGACACUGCUGAGGGGUUUAAAUCGCAUGCAGUCAGUGAUGAGGUGACAGGGAGAGAGCAAGUAGAGAACAAGAUCCACAGCACCUGUGACAGUGAUUGUAACACUACGUCAACCCAACAGUCUACAGCCCAGACCAGGCCCCCAGUGGACUCUGGAAGAGAAAAAAGACCCGCACAAGACUGCGCUGAUUACAUUACAAAAUCCCGAAGGAAUGGUGUAUAUGGAGUAAUGCCGCAGCCAAAGAGCAGCAUGUUUCCUGUUUUCUGUGACAUGGAGUCUUCUGGCGGGGGCUGGACUUUGAUACAGCAUCGCUUUGAUGGCAGCACAAGUUUCAAUCACACAUGGGUUGAGUACAAGAAUGGAUUUGGUAAACUAAUAGGGGAGUUUUGGCUUGGCAAUGACAAGAUUCACUUGUUGACAAAGGCGAAGAACAUGUCAUUGCGAAUAGAAAUCGAAGACUUUGAGGGUAUCAAAGAAUAUGCUCAUUAUGACCACUUUUAUGUGGCCAAUGAAAGCCAACAAUACCGCCUGUCCAUUGGUGGUUACUCCGGUACAGCUGGUAAUGCCAUGCAGUUUAGUAAGAAUUACAAUCACGACCAGAAGCUCUUUACCACUCCGGACAGAGACAAUGACCAGUAUCCCUCUGGAAACUGCGGGGCCUAUUACAGCUCAGGCUGGUGGUUUGAUGCAUGCAUGUCUGCAAACUUAAAUGGGAGAUAUUAUCAAUCAAAGUACAAAGGGGUGCGUAAUGGGAUAUUUUGGGGUACGUGGCACAAUAUUACAAUGGAAUAUUACCCAACCAAUGAUAGACAAUCUUUUAAGACUGUUAAAAUGAUGAUUAGACCUAAAAACUAUGCCAAGUAAUAUUAUACCCACAAAUUCUAAAACUUACCAACAAAAAUUAAGCUCUCUUUUUAAGUUAGAUGGUACAAAAAAGCCAAGUACCUUAAGUAUAUUGCUACUCGUGUUUAUUGCUUUAUUAAUAGAAAAUAUAAGUGUGGUGUCAGAACUUGAAUAAACAUUGAUAAAUGUUUCUGUAUCUAUGUUGUUUUUUGAGCUGUACACAUAUAUAUUAGAAUACACAACUGAGCCUCUUGUGUUGCUUUGAAUAUGCUGAAUUGCAUAAGACAUGAAACCAUGCUAUUAACAGAUUCAGCUAUUAUCUUGUAUAUUGUAUUUUUUUAACUUACAAACACUAAAAUGUCUGUAAGUCUGGGCCAAUCCAUGACUACUAUGUUUACAUGGAUAUUUGCAGAAUUUCAGAUGCCAAUUUUUUUUUUAUACAAAUAAAAGCAUCUGUAAUUUUCUAUUAUUUUCAUUGUAGGAAUUUAGAAUUAACACCAAGUGUUAUUUUCAAAAAUUGUUUGUAUGUACAGAGGAAAUGUCAAUUUCAGUUAAAAAGGAGGAUCAUAAUUGAAUUACUUAAAAUUAACUAAUGAAUAAAUUACUACAUUUCUUCUAGAAAUACACAUUUUACUCCCCGCAGAAUUGUAACUCCUUUUCUGCAUCAUCUUGGAAACAUUUUUAAAUACAAUAAC
Sinocyclocheilus grahami is the source of this 4764-nucleotide messenger RNA. RefSeq lists its product as uncharacterized. The record is from RefSeq and is a predicted model, not a curated record. The transcript is spliced from 3 exons. Bases 41 to 4090 code for a protein of 1349 amino acids. NCBI's taxonomy places the organism in Eukaryota, Metazoa, Chordata, Actinopteri, Cypriniformes, Cyprinidae.